Molecule: messenger RNA, 1625 nt
Organism: Cuscuta europaea
Lineage: Eukaryota; Viridiplantae; Streptophyta; Magnoliopsida; Solanales; Convolvulaceae
Source: the annotation of a GenBank genome assembly
GUGUUGGAUUCCAAACAUAAGAGAGUGAGACUCUUAGUCAAAGAUAAUAAGCUAUGAAGAGGUCCAGAUCUUCUUUAACUUCCAAGGGUCAACGACUUCUAAUAAGCUGAACACAACAACAUCUAAUUGUGAGGGGUUCGCCAGGAUGAUAGCGUUAAUGAAACACCGUCAUCUAAUUCUCAUGUAUCAGCUAAGGACUCAGACAGAUCUGGCAAUAAUUUAAGUGGGAAUGCUAGUGAAACCAUAGACUUGGAUGGAAUGACUGAAGAAGAGUACUUGGAAGAAUUGAUCUAACUAAUUAGAAGAGUGUUUAACGUAAAAAGUGAGAAUGCUUCUAGUGCGUUCAAGUUAAGAUCUAAUGUCUGGAAAAGUGCCAAAAUAUUUAAAAGUGAUGCAAGACGCGGUGGCAUUUCCGUAAUAAAUCGGAAUUUUGCUGUCAACACAAAAAGUGCAUCAGGUUAGCGAAAAAGUGCAUCACAAAGAGGUAAAUGUGAAAAUUCUCACUUCUCACGUUAAGAUGUCAUCUUAUUCGAACCAACCCAGCAAAAAGUGCAUCAAAUUAGCGAAAAAGCGCAACACAAAGAGUAAAUGUGAAACUUCUUACUUCUCACGUUAAAAUGUCUCUUAUUAGAAUUCAACCCAGCUAGGAUAUAUAGUUAGUACACAUUUUCUCUUCUGGCCUUCUUGGAGACCGAUAAGAACCAGAAAUGGAAGCAAGUCGAAUUGGAGCAGUUAUGAACACCAAAAGCCGUAAAUUUCUGGGGUCACCAUCUAGAGGGAAAACCAUUGGUCCAGAUUCACUAUUCAAGAAAUCCAACGGUUCAUGGGUAUUUUUUCCCAGACCCAAACCCUCCCCACCAAGACUCAUCAUCAGUUCUGCCAUCCCAACCAUACCAGAGAUCAUGGAGACAUCAAGAGCUCAGAAUGUUGACCUCCAGCUCACCAAGGUGGGACCCUUUUUUAGGGUAACAGCCAAAAACCUUAAAACCAAGAAUGAGAUUGGGGUGGCUCAGGGGAUAACGAGGGUAUGGUUUGGGGGCAAAAUUCUGCAUCUGGACUCCAUUAAGCUGAGGAAGGAGACGGUCUGGAUGGAGAAGUCCUUAUUUGGGAUAGGAGUUUUUAUUGGAGCAGUGGCAAUCAGGCAUGGAUAUGAUUGUGGCUGUACCAAAGCUGAGUUGCUCGCCAUUAAUGACACUCAUCUUUGCCACUCCAAGCUGGUCAGAUUCUACAAAAGAAUAGGGUUCAAAGUGGUUCAAGAAGUGAAGGGUGAGUCACUGGGAGAUGUGGGGCACAUGCUAGUUUGGGGAGGUAUAGGGACAAGAAUGGAUGCUGAAAUUAAAGAUCUCCUCAUUAAAUGGUGUUCCAGAUUCAAACCAGUAAAAGGGCUCCAGUCUGACUCAGCUGAAAUAGCUCCCCCAAAUAUCCUCCUACCACCGAAUGAUAAGAGCUCUGUAUAAUCUUGAUUUAGUAUGGUUUUGUUUCUUAUUAGCAAAACAAAGUCAAAGAAUAGUUUUUUUUUGUUUCCUAUGUAUAUUUUUUGCAGGAAAUAGAAAAAAAUGUCAGCACGAUACACAGCAAAGGGUCUUGGCAAUCAAAUAAUGGUGUUAUUAUUGUUUUAAAAAAAC